Messenger RNA from Colias croceus (clouded yellow), 733 nucleotides. RefSeq lists its product as uncharacterized. The record is from RefSeq and is a predicted model, not a curated record. The coding region runs from base 94 to 399 and encodes 101 amino acids. NCBI's taxonomy places the organism in Eukaryota, Metazoa, Arthropoda, Insecta, Lepidoptera, Pieridae. The transcript is spliced from 4 exons.
AAUAUGAAUAUAAAAAUCAGUUUAUCCUCGUCGCUCUACCCGUGAAGACGAGAAAAAGCUUUAACAUUGAAAAUAAUAAGAAUUAUAAGAAUCAUGAAUACGAAAAUUGCAAUUGUUUGUGCGUUUAUCGUAAUAGCAUCAGUCGUAGAAGCCAGACCAUCCCUUGAAACAAGUCAACAAUCUCACCACAAAUCGGACCAAAAUGACCAAGUGCAAAAUCAACAGCUUCCUAGAAUAAAGCGAGGCUCCUACUUUACUUUUGAAGAAUCUAGUAGCAGUCAUCAAUCGUCUUCAUCGAGUUACUACAGGAAAAUAUCAAGUUCAGGACCAAUAGCAAAAACUUUCGUGUUGGCUGGAAAUGGACGAUUCAAUUCAAACAACUUCCACUUCAAGAAAUAAAAUAAUUUAUCUAAAUUUGAAUGAGGUCGAAAGCUUUGAAAACUGUCGUCGGAAUUGAUUCAAAACUAUAGAUAUAUCACGCACGCUCCAUGAUGAUAUAGAGCGUUUUUUAGUUUGUAAUUUAGCGCUACUUGUGCUAUUUGUAUUUAAUAUAAAUUAAGUACGUUUUUUUUUAAUUUUAAGAAAGAAAUCUUAGUCAAAUUUUCUACUCUUGAAGUGUUAUAUCUUUAAUGUACUGAUAAUCUUUAAAAACGCAUUUUGUUAUUAUAAAUAAUUUAUAUUAUAAGAGCCUGAUUUAUUGAUUUUAAAAUAAAAAAUAAGAUUUAAAUAUAAA